Molecule: messenger RNA, 3394 nt
Organism: Neoarius graeffei (lesser salmon catfish)
Lineage: Eukaryota; Metazoa; Chordata; Actinopteri; Siluriformes; Ariidae
Gene: loxl1
Product: lysyl oxidase-like 1
Exons: 7
Coding region: 381-2066 (561 amino acids)
Biological process (GO): peptidyl-lysine oxidation
Molecular function (GO): protein-lysine 6-oxidase activity; copper ion binding
Source: RefSeq, a predicted model, not a curated record
GAGAGGCAAAUAGAGAGCUGGAGUUAGGAAGCAGUAGGCAGUUCUUCCAAGAGAAGCUUCGAGAGCAAUGCUCAACCUACUGACAAUUCCAUACCCAAACAAUCAGGAAGAGGAAGGACUGUUAUACAGUUGCCUACUCUGGGAUGUUAGAAGUGUCCUCUCUUCCUCACAGGUAUGUCUGCACCAAGGACAAUUCAAAAGACUGAAUUGUAGCACUGCUUUUUAACUGUAAGGACUGCAUAUGGACACUGCAAUCUCCAUCUCUUUGGUUGUUUUGUGCACUUUGGAUCAAGGAUCAAGGAUUAUUAUUCAGUGAUCUGGACUCACAGAAAUUCAUUUUGGUUCUAAAGAUUGUUGCUUUCCAUGCAAAUCUUGUGAAGAUGCAGCCUAUUCUCAUAUCUUGCUGGGUGUGGAUAUUGCUAGGCAUUGUUGGGGUACAAUCACAAGCUCAGUCUUCUAGUCAGGGACAAGAUUCCCCUUCAAAUCCCUGGAGGCAAGUGAUCCAAUGGGAGAACAAUGGACGGGUGUUUAGCCUGCUCAACAGUGGAGCUGAGUACAUCCCUGCUCGGGGACGGGAACGGGACAGAAGUCAUCAAGUAUUUUUAGCUGACAGCUCUAACAGAAGGUCCAGACCAAAUGGAGGAAACGUACGCAGGCAGGCACCUUCCAGAGGUAACUCAGAAACCAUCAGGGGCCAAGCCAGACACCCCUUUGGAUUUGGGCAAGUGCCAGAAAAUUGGCGUCAAGGUACUUCUAGUACAGGUGAAUCAAGUCGAUUUCAGUCAUCCCCAAGCACACGUUACAGAACUUCCUCUGGUUCUUCUUCUUCCUCAUCAUCCUCUUCCUCUUCUACCUUCAGUGUACCAUCUUACCCACAGUACCCUUUCCAACAGCAACCUUCCUAUUAUGCCCCAUAUGAACCUUUUGAACCACCAUUCCAAGGAACAGGGUAUUCAGCAGACCCAAGUGGCAGUUUCACAGGAGUAAGGUAUGGUGGUGGUGGAGGUGGUGGUGGUUAUUCUGUUGGAAGUUAUGGUGGUGGUGUAUUUACAGGAGGAGGACUAGCUCCUGUGGCUCCUAGGUCAGAAAGAAGGGAUGACAGUUACCGCUAUUAUCCACCAUAUGGUGCACCACCAUUUCCUGCUGUUCCUGCCCAACCUGCAGAGCCUCCAUUCUCGGAUGGUUUGGACCGCCGGUACACACACAGCUUGUACAAUGAUGAAACAGCAGGUCUUCCUGAUACAAGUAAUGCUGCAGAAUCAGUUUCAACUGGUGUAGGCCAACCUGCCCUGCAAAGCCCCCAGUAUGAGCAGUUUCCACCAUUUGGAAGGCCACAACCUGUGCCUCCAUUCAUUCAGCAACCUGCACGUAACCCUCUCAACUCCAAUUUCGCAGAGAACCCCGCCACCAAUGUAGGAAGUGUCUACCGGUCUCAUCAAAGAGGAUUGCCUGACCUGGUACCUGACCCUAACUACAUCCAGGCUUCCACAUACAUCCAACGAUCUCACAUGUACUCUCUUCGCUGUGCCGCUGAAGAAAAGUGCCUGUCAAGUACAGCCUACAGCUCUGACAUCACUGACUAUGAUGUCAGGGUCCUGCUACGCUUCCCUCAGCGGGUUAAGAACCAGGGAACAGCUGAUUUCAUGCCCAACCGACCACGGCAUACCUGGGAGUGGCACAGCUGUCACCAACAUUACCACAGCAUGGAUGAAUUCAGUCACUAUGACCUGCUGGAGGUGAGCACAGGAAGGAAAGUAGCAGAAGGACACAAGGCCAGUUUUUGUCUGGAAGACACCACGUGUGACUUCGGCCAUCUUAAACGCUACGCCUGCACUUCCCAUACGCAAGGUCUCAGUCCUGGUUGCUAUGACACAUACAAUGCAGAUAUUGACUGCCAGUGGAUUGAUAUCACAGAUGUCAAACCAGGAAACUACAUACUGAAGGUUCAGGUUAAUCCCAAAUACUUUGUGCUUGAGUCGGACUUCACCAACAACAUUGUCAGGUGUAACAUCCACUACACCGGGCGCCUUGUCCGAGCAACGAACUGCAAGAUCUCCCAGUCCUGAUUGCCAGACUCAUUGAGUCAAAAGAUGACGUCCUCGGAGUCAAGCAGUUCUAUUGAAAUGUGAAUGGAAUAUUAGUUGUUGUUUUUUGCCUAUGUUGUUGUUGUUGUUUGUGUUGUUCUGGUCCCAUAAGUUGAUUGGAAGCUGGGGGUCACUGUGUACUGCUUAUAUACUCAAAAUACAUACUAAUGCCCCAAUUACACCACACAGUGGGGUACCAAAAUGGAGCUCUUUUACUUGUACCAUAUUGCCAGCAUACCCUUUGCAACAUAGCAAACUCAAACCAGAACACACCAUCAUCUUUAAAGCCAGAUAGACACUGUAGGAUUUGAUUUAUUCAGAAUCAGGCUAUGUUCCAUCCAUAUUAGAGUCAAAAUCUCUGCAAAACUGCCAAACCAUGGGAUGUACAUUCAUAUCCACAAACUCAGAAUAAAUCAGAUUUCUUGAAUUACAACGUGUUCGCUAGGAACAUAUAAAUUCAUACAAUGCCUGCCUGGCUUUAGAUGUAAGAAAGCCUUUAGUCCAUUGGAAACAUUGGCUUAUUUCCACCAUUCAUUUCUAAGCAUGGUUAUAUUUAGCAAAGCCAUUUGAUUAGAUGAAAAACCUGAGAUCAAAUAGAGACAGGUGCUGAAAUGCAAACAACUAAGCCCCAAAAGGGUGCUAAUAAACUGUAAAUCACCACUUCAAAUCAGGAAAAGUCCCUGAAACCCUCAUUUUCAGUGUCAGGCGAAGAGGAUAGACCUGUACAACUGGAAGCAAUCAUGCUGUUGAAAAGUCGUUUUUUUCCCUUCUCCACUAAAAUUGAAGGUGAAAUAAUGAAACGUGGUUGAAAGGGACAUCAGAGAAUUGUGUGUGCAUGAAUCAUCUACUAUCAUAGCCAGUUUGUUCGGGAAAUUCACUUUAGCUUGACUGAGGCAGCCUUGAAUAGAUUCUCGUUCUGAAAAUGCCAGAGGGGAUUAGACAAUUUUGAAUGAAAGCCUUAUAUCUGAGUGCUGGCUAAAAGGUUUAUAUUCCCCCGUUAACUGUUUCCUUUUGAAAUCGGCUUUCUUGUUAUUGUGAUGGUUUACAGACAAUGUCUAAUUUACCAAUCGAAUAGUCACCUCUUACAAGAAAACACGUGGUUGAUGAACGAUAAAAUGCCUGCGUGCAUCUGAUAAAUUGGCAGCUUUUAUGCUCAGUGAUUCUUGUAGAUCAAAAGUUCUUUUGUGUCUUACUUUUUAAGAUAAACUUGUAUCAUGUGAGCAGUUAUAAUGGGUUGUAUACAGUAGAUAGAAAAAGUGUACACACCCCAUUAAAAUGAUAGGUUUUUCUGAUGUAAAAAAAAACCAAGA